UUCUCCAAGCUUAAAUCAAGUUCAUCAGAUUCUCUUCAAAGGAAGAAGGAAUUUGCUCUCUUGUUAAUCAAGUUCACCUAAAAGUGACUCGAGAACCAGCCGAUUCUUUCAAUUGAUCAUGAACAUUGAGCAGAACGUUGAUGGAGCCGGAGUUCGAAACCGAUCACCAGAAGGUAAAGAUUCCAUGGAGAAGUGGAUGAAUUCACCGGAAGCAGUCACGGGCUCGGAUGAUUCGACCAGCUUCAACUGCAAUAUCUGCCUCGACACCGUGCAGGAUCCUGUGGUGACGCUGUGCGGGCACAUAUAUUGCUGGCCCUGCAUUUACAGAUGGCUUCAAUUGCAGUCCAACUCCACUGAAAACCAAACCCCAAAACAGCCGCAGUGCCCUGUAUGCAAAGCCAAUGUUUCGGAUUCGACGCUUGUACCGCUUUACGGCCGGGGACAGACAAGCAAAGGGUCGAAAAGCAUGGCUUCUCAACUUGGCGUAGCCAUCCCAAAGAGACCUCUUGGUCCUGAUCUUGGCAUACCAAGAACACCUAAUACUGCAAUUAGUCCACAAUUUGCAGCACAUCAAAUGCAUCAUUAUCCACCUUCUCCGAUGCCUAGUCCUGGUGGCACUUACUCAUAUCAACCGCAAGUGUACGAUUAUCCACCUUCUCCGAUGCGUAGUCCCGGUGGCCCUUACUCGUAUCAACCGCCAGUGUACGAUUAUCUAUUUUCGCCCGUGCGUAGUCCCGGUGGCACAACAACGAGUGUAAUGGAUCCACUGGUGCGAAUGCUCGGUGAAACUGUACACACGACAAGGGUAUUCGGAGACUUGAUUACGAAUUUAUACGCGUACCCGAAUUCAUACAAUCUUGUGGGAAGCACUAGCCCUAGAAUCAGAAGGCACAUCAUGCGAGCUUAUAAGUCACUCGACAGAUUCAGCUUUUUCCUCUUCUGCUGCAUGCUUAUAUGUCUUCUUCUGUUCUGAU
Hibiscus syriacus is the source of this 974-nucleotide messenger RNA. RefSeq names its product E3 ubiquitin-protein ligase RMA1H1-like. The transcript is spliced from 2 exons. NCBI's taxonomy places the organism in Eukaryota, Viridiplantae, Streptophyta, Magnoliopsida, Malvales, Malvaceae. Gene Ontology annotation, cellular component: endoplasmic reticulum. Gene Ontology annotation, molecular function: ubiquitin-like protein conjugating enzyme binding; ubiquitin protein ligase activity. The coding region runs from base 119 to 973 and encodes 284 amino acids. The record is from RefSeq and is a predicted model, not a curated record. Gene Ontology annotation, biological process: ubiquitin-dependent protein catabolic process.